Messenger RNA from Oncorhynchus mykiss (rainbow trout), 882 nucleotides. RefSeq names its product stonustoxin subunit beta. Lineage: Eukaryota; Metazoa; Chordata; Actinopteri; Salmoniformes; Salmonidae. Gene Ontology annotation, molecular function: protein binding. The record is from RefSeq and is a predicted model, not a curated record.
AGGUCAACUGUAGGUGGCCGCACCUAGGAGGAGGAGUCACGUCAUUGAGGUGGUUCCCUAACAACAUCUCUAAGAUAUUUUAGUAAUCUAAUGCGACAUUCUGGGUGUAAUAUUCAGGCUACAAGAUACAAUGAGUCUCUCUGGGGGAAGAGAGGAGGAGGAGGGGGCGACGGACUUUAAGAUGAGUCUCUCUGGGGAACGUGACACUGACAGUGUGGACCAUGGUGGAGAGUGCUGUUCGAAAUCCGAUCUUAAGAAAUAUGCCUCUGAUCUCACACUGGACCCAAACACAGCAUUCAGAGAGCUUACUCUGUCUGAGCAGAACAGGAAGGUGACAAAGGUGAGAGACGAGCAGCCGUAUGCUGAUCACCCAGAGAGAUUUGACUUCUGCAGACAGGUGCUUUGUAGAGAGGGUCUGACUGGGCGCUGUUACUGGGAGGUAGAGUGGAGUGGGGAAGGGGCUGAUAUAGCAGUGACAUAUAAAGGAAUCAACAGGAUAGGUGAUGGUAAUGACUGUGAUCUUGGAUUCAAUAUCAAGUCCUGGAGUGUGCACUGCUCUGAUGAUGGUUACAAUGCCUGGCACAAUGACGAGAGUAUUGCCAUACCUGUCCCCUCCUCCUCCCACUCAAACAGAGUAGGAGUGUAUCUGGACUGGCCCGCUGGCACUCUGUCCUUCUACAGCGUCUCCUCUGAUGCACUGAUCCGCGUGCACACAUUCCACUCCACAUUCACUGAGCCUCUCUACCCAGGAUUUGGGAUUUGGGCGACUGGCUCCUCAGUGACCCUGUGUCAGGUAGAAUAGCCUCCUGUUUCCUGGAGGAACAUCAGGGAAGUCACACUCCAGUUCAAACACCUGUAAGCAUGACAGAACACACACUUUCA